This is a messenger RNA of Bombus pascuorum, 3119 nucleotides long. It is a transcript of the gene Tre1, whose product is annotated as protein trapped in endoderm-1. Gene Ontology annotation, cellular component: membrane. NCBI's taxonomy places the organism in Eukaryota, Metazoa, Arthropoda, Insecta, Hymenoptera, Apidae. Gene Ontology annotation, biological process: G protein-coupled receptor signaling pathway. Gene Ontology annotation, molecular function: G protein-coupled receptor activity. The coding region runs from base 1321 to 2349 and encodes 342 amino acids. The record is from RefSeq and is a predicted model, not a curated record. The transcript is spliced from 6 exons.
UUGUUUUUACUUAGAUAUUUUUGUGAACAAUUAAUGAAGAUGAUAUAAAUAGUCGAGUUACGAUUGAUUGAGCAAAUGAAGGUUAUAGAAUUAGGAUAACAUGUUAUCGCGUACGUUGAAGCUGUCUUGCUAGUGAAGGAUGGAAUAAUGAAAUAGAGUGUGCCACUGAACAACAGACAUUUGAACUGAAUGUGACCCUUUGUGAAGCGUUAUCGAUAGUGAUUUGAUAUAAAAAGGAAAGGGAAGGAGUGAGAAAUUCAAACCACAUAGAUGCCUGAAAAUAUUCCAAAAUAGCUACCUUCGAGCGAUUAUCUUUUCAAUUACGAUUGGAUUUGCUUAAUCAAGCUACAAUCGUGAAAGCGAUGAUGCCGAACGAAGGAAUCGAUAGGUCACUAUUACGAUAUUAAUUCAUUUAAAAAUACUUAAUUCGGAAUUUGUAAGACUAUUAGGACAAAUUAAAAAUUAAGAACGAUCCAAGAUUUUCAAUACGUUCACCGAUAGCUUUUCAAGAUUACGAAAGCGUUUCUCAAGACCGAGAAGAAAGUGAUUAUCGACAAAUACGAACGUAUCGUAUCAGAGGAAACGCGUCGACAGUAUUUCCGAGAAAGCGGCGAAAAUCAAUUAUUUUCAAUAAGACAAGGUCGAAGUUCAUCGGACUCUGAUAGUUCGGAGUAGAAGGCGGCUGUCGCAACAAGUUGAAAUCCCGCCUGAGAGACGAAAGGGCUAUAAGAGGAAAUUCUUUCCUCGAGGUCAACGUCUAAAGGACUCUCUCGUCCCGUUUUUUUGACGUCGCCACAGAGAUGGCAAGAAAAUCGACGAACGAUACGAAUAGAACGAGUUAACGAAGCUGCUAACUAACGAGCAAAAAGAAGACGAAACGCGUAGAGAGAAUCAUAUUUGAAUGGUUUGCCUCGGAUAAGGAACCCUCGUGCGUUUUAUCGUUCCAGACACUGUCGAGGGUCGUCGGAGCAACGACUGUAUCGUCGAAUGCAUAUGCAAAUCGAGAGUGGCACUUGUGUGUCGUUCGAAUAAUAAGAGAUGUUGUGGCUAAUCGGUUCCUUGGAUUUUCAGAUUUCGCUUUCCGUUUCCGAAUUGCUGGAUAAAGGGAUAUUGUUCAUGGAAACGUGACGCUAAGGAGGUACUUUUUAUGGAGUCAAUGGAAACCAUUGGAAAAUUCUUGCCUGGGAAGAGAAUCGAGACCUUGUGAUUUUACGUGAAGAUACGAUGACUAAUAUUGAUACCGACACCGUGUUCAUUCCGUUUUGCAUUUCACUUAUUGAAAACCUGUCACAACGAAGGAGCACAUGAACACGAUACAAAAUGGACGAUUCUCCAACAAACGGCACAAUUUUCGAUCUCGUAUCCGGAGAUGAGAGCCUCAAGCAUUUUCCACGAUCAGUUACUAUCGCAGCUGCGGUUUGUGCGAUAAUUUUUAGCAUCGUCGGAGUUGCGGGUAAUUUGGUAACGGUGAUAGCACUGUUAAAAUAUACAAGGCUGAGACGACAUGCUACGACCGCAUUCGUGAUAAGUCUUAGUAUUUCAGACUUGAUUUUCUCUGCCGUAAAUUUACCAUUAACUGCGAGCAGAUAUUUAAACGAGGCGUGGGUACUGGGUGAAACCCUAUGCAAAAUAUUUCCACUCUUUUUUUAUGGGAAUGUAGCAGUGUCUUUGCUCAGUAUGGUGGCGAUUACGAUCAAUCGAUAUAUACUGAUCUCGAGAUCCGAAAUAUACGCUCAAUUAUACACCACGCAAAGGAUCAUUCUAAUGCUGAUCGCCAUUUGGACGUUGAGUUUUUCGCUACUUUUGCCGCCAUUACUCGGUUUUUGGGGGACACUCGGCUUAGAACCAUCUACAUUUUCCUGUACGAUUCUAAAGAAGAAUGGUGCGAGCCCAAAGAAAUUCUUGUUCGUUCUAGGAUUUGUCGUGCCUUGCGUGGUCAUAAGCGUAUCUUAUCUUUGCAUUUAUUGGCGUGUAAGAAAGAGCAGAAAGAAUCUGGAGGCUCAUACUGGAGCAUCCAGGAGGAAAGCUGGAGGAUUUCAACGAAGAGAAGAUUCCAGAGUGACCAGAUUGAUGUUGACCAUAUUUUUGUGUUUCCUUUUGUGUUUCAUGCCAUUGAUGCUGGUCAACGUGAUUGAUGAUAAAAUAAAAGUCCCGGUUUUUCAUGUGAUAGGUUCUGUACUUGCGUGGGCCUCCUCUGUAAUUAAUCCUUUCAUCUAUGCUGGCACUAACAAGCUGUACAGAGAGGCCUAUAAGCAAGUUUUGUGUCCAGUUUCUAGCAAACUACCGACCACUGGACCGAAACCGACGCAUUCGCAUUCGAGUAAAGUAUCGUCACCUCAAGCCACUUAAAAUUCAAUAACUUUAUAUUUCAAUCGACGGUUUAUUGUUGUUUGAAAGACUUUUUUUUUAUCUACUUGGGUACUAAUAAAUAUCACGACAUAGAUAUAAUGAAAAUUAUUCGAAAUUUGUGUAAUAAAAAUAUUCUAAAGGUAUUUUCGUGACAUCUAAAUUAUCUAAAAUGUGGAAUGACAGAAGCGAAACAAGUGGAAGAUGUUUAAAAAUUUUAGAGUAGAUAGUAAAAGUAGUAGAAUAAAUACUUUGACCAAAGUUGUAUAUUUUAUUAAAGAAGAACUUUAUGUUUUAAUUAUCUAUAGUGAAACUUCUCUCGAUUAAUUUAUAAUUUUUUGAGGAAUGCGGAUAAACAAAUCCUUGCGAGGAGCAAUAAGUGUACGUAAUUAUUACAAAUAAUUCAGCUUAGUUUUAGUUCGCCGGGCAUUUAUUAGGAUAAAUCUAAAUAACGAUUUUUGCAACUUGACUUCAUAUUGCAAACAAUUGAAACUGUAUAUUAAUAUUAAUAUUGCUUCUUUAUGCUUAUAUUAAUAACAAAAGUAAUAUAAAGAUUGAAAAACAUAAUACAAGUAUUAUACUUGCUAGAUUAAUUGUUGUGAAACUAAUUAGCGUAAUGACGUUAAAUUAUAAUGUUUUCAUUUAUAAGAUUCCUGUGUACGCGAUACUGAGAAUCACAUGUACAAAGCAUAAAAUCUUACACUAAUAUUCUAUGUAAAUAUAUUAUAGGAAAUAAGUUUAUUAUAGGAAAUAAUAUUAUUUAGAAUGAAAUA